AUGGGUGAGGCUGUGUUGGGCACUACAUCCAGACGUCCAAGGGGGUCUCUGGAUGGGAGCAGCUUCUUCAUGAAAACCGCCGUGUGCAAGCGCAGGGAGAGCCCGGAAGGUGACAGCUUCGCCGUGAGCGCUGCCUGGGCUCGGAAAGGCAUCGAGGAGUGGAUUGGGCGGCAGCGCUGCCCGGGCGGCGUCCCAGGACCUCGACAGCUGCGGUUGGCAGGCACCGUUGGUCCAGACAGCCGGGAGCUCGCGGGCGACGUUUUCCGAGAAGCACUCAGUGAGGAGGAAGAGGAGGACUUCCGGCUAGAAGUGGCCCUGCCACCUGAGAAGACUGACGGCCUGGGCAGUGGAGAUGAGAAGAGGAUGGAGAGAGGGAGUGAAACGUGCCCAGCCUCCAAGAAGCAGCUGAAAUUUGAAGAGCUACAGUGUGAUGUGUCUGUGGAGGAGGACAGCCGGCAGGAAUGGACCUUCACCCUGUAUGACUUCGACAACAAUGGCAAGGUCACUCGGGAGGACAUUACCAGCUUGCUGCACACCAUCUAUGAGGUGGUCGACUCCUCCAUGAACCACUCCCCAACAUCCAGCAAGACCCUGCGGGUGAAGCUGACUGUGGCCCCCGAUGGGAGCCAGAGCAAGAGGAGCGUCCUUCUCAACCAUGCUGACGUGCAGGGCACGAGGCCCCGAGCAGAGACUAAGCCUGCUGAGGAGCUGCGCAGCUGGGAGAAGAAGCAUCGAGCCCCCCUCAGGUUCCAGGGUGACAGCCGCCUGGAGCAGUCAGCCUGUUACCACCAUUGCGUAGACGAGAACAUUGAGAGGAGAAAUCACUACUUAGACCUCGCCGGGAUAGAAAACUACACGUCCCAGUUUGGGCCAGGCUCCCCUUCAGUGGUCCAGAAGUCAGAACUGCCCCCUCGCACCUCCAACCCUACCCGGUCUCGCUCCCAUGAGCCAGAAGCCAUCCAUGUCCCCCAUCGGAAGCCCCAAGGCACAGACCCGGGCUCUUUCCACUUCCUUGACACCCCAUUCGCCAAGGUCUCAGAGCUCCAGCAGCGGCUCCGUGGCACCCAGGACGGGAGCAAGCACUUUGUGAGGUCCCCCAAAGCCCAGGGCAAAGGCAUGGGUGUGGGCCAUGCUGCCAGAGGAGCCAGAAGCAAGCCUCCCUUGGCACCCUCUGUCCCUGCAAUGUCCCCCACUGCCCACCUGGCCACCAGCCCAACCCUCCUUCCUGUUCUGGCACCUCUUGGGCACAAGAAACACAAGCACCGAGCCAAGGAGAGCCAGGCUGGCUGCCGGGGCCUGCAGGCACCACUGGCCACAGGUACCGUGCUGGGGCGGGAACACAUGCGAGAGCUGCCUGCCGUGGUGGUAUACGAAAGCCAGGCUGGGCAGGCAGUCCAGAGACACGAACACCACCAUCACCAUGAACAUCACCACCAUUACCACCACUUCUACCAGCCCUAGAGCCCCCGUCCCCGGGCCCUAUCCGCCAUAUGAAGGACCCUCCCCAGACCCCCUGGCGUUGUUAUUCUAUUAAUUAUUGUUAUUAUGACGAUUAUUGUUAUUAAUAAUUAUUGUUACUCCACUAAUAUUUAGCUAGCCUUCAUGUAGAAGAUAUAUGGAAACACAGAACUAAAACUUUUUAUUUAUAUGUCGUGGGGAAUGCAUAACUCAUCCAAGAAGUGACUCUGGGUUUAGAAGGGGCCUGUAAAUGGCAGAGGCAUCCUUAGGGGGCCCCUUGAGCUGUGGAGUCUACAUGGAUCUUCCCAUCUUCCCCUAGUGCCAUGGGAGCCCUGGGGCCAGUCUCUGGCCUGGGCCUUCCCUGGCCUGGCAUCAGAGACCCUCAAGAUCUCCAGAGGACAAACAGCUGCUACCUCGUAGUGUUGUUCUGGUUUGAUUUUGCCCUUAAUUGACUGUAAUGUGCUACAAGGGAUUUCAGCGGACUGCCAACACACCACCUCCCUGCCACUGCGUUUUUAUGUCCCAACCUGAAAACUUUAGGAAUCUUUUCUGGCGUUACCUUCCCUACCUAUCCAGUGGGAUGACGUCGCUGGCCCAAGCCAGCCCCAUCUCUCCUGUUCUGCGCUCCAUGGAAACAUCCCCCUCCUCCACUCCCCCACCCCUCUCUGCAUCUGGAAGACCCACCCAUUAAGGACUGUCUCUGAAACCAGCCUUCUCAUUUUGGAAACCGUUAGAAAGAACCAACCUCAUAAACAAGCAUGGUUUUCCAAGGUUGUGUGGUAUUGGCUGUGAUGAGAGGGUGGAAGCCUCAGGUUUUACCAGCUGUGAAUAUGUGCCCACCUUUGUGGUUCUCUGAACAGUCUUCUGCAUCUAGAGGUAGAUGCCACCUACUGUGUCUCUGUAUCUUUCUAGAAAUAUAUGUUCUCAGGUAUCUUUGCUGGCACGUAGAAACCAGUGGUCAGGCUCUCUGGCUGCUUCUGGAGCCCAGAUGUGACACUGUGUGUCUCCUGGGGUGCUGGAUGUCUGUCAAGUACACAUAGUCACCACCCUGUGAGUAGUGGUCUUUCCUGGAGGGUUUAGAGGAUACAGACUA
Dipodomys ordii (Ord's kangaroo rat) is the source of this 2551-nucleotide messenger RNA. RefSeq names its product naked cuticle homolog 1 (Drosophila) (gene Nkd1). Gene Ontology annotation, biological process: negative regulation of Wnt signaling pathway. The coding region runs from base 1 to 1461 and encodes 486 amino acids. Gene Ontology annotation, cellular component: cytoplasm. Gene Ontology annotation, molecular function: calcium ion binding. Lineage: Eukaryota; Metazoa; Chordata; Mammalia; Rodentia; Heteromyidae. The transcript has 10 exons. The record is from RefSeq and is a predicted model, not a curated record.